Molecule: messenger RNA, 1682 nt
Organism: Hevea brasiliensis (rubber tree)
Lineage: Eukaryota; Viridiplantae; Streptophyta; Magnoliopsida; Malpighiales; Euphorbiaceae
Product: G2/mitotic-specific cyclin-2
Exons: 11
Coding region: 147-1448 (433 amino acids)
Biological process (GO): regulation of cyclin-dependent protein serine/threonine kinase activity; mitotic cell cycle phase transition
Cellular component (GO): cyclin-dependent protein kinase holoenzyme complex; cytoplasm; centrosome
Molecular function (GO): cyclin-dependent protein serine/threonine kinase regulator activity
Source: RefSeq, a predicted model, not a curated record
UGUAGAUUUACUUGCCUUAAAUGCACUUUACUUAAAGUUCAGAUCUUUAAGGUACUGGGUUCUUCAAGGAGGAGGAGGGAGGAGGAAGAGGAAGAGGGCGUGAUUGUUCCAUCAGAUUUUUGUUUUUUCCUUUUUGGGUUGAGAAAAUGAAUAUAUCUGAUGAGAACAAUCCUAACAUUGUCAAACCCACAAAUUUUCAUGGAGGGCUUGAGAUGGGUAGCAGAAAGUUUGGGCUGGAGAUUAGUCACAACAGAAGAGCUUUAAAUGUGUUAAAUCAGAAAUUUAUUGGAGCACAAGCAUAUCCUUGUGUUGUUAACAAGAGGGGGCUGUCAGAAAAUCAUGGAGUCUCUCAAAGAAACCCACCAAAUCCUGCACAUCGACCGAUCACAAGGAAGUUUGCUGCACAACAGUCAAGUACACAUCAGCAUUGUCCACAGCAGGAGACUAAGAAGCAGAAACCAUCAGUUCCAAGCACAAAUGGGUUUGGCGACUGUAUAUUCAUAGAUGUUGAAGAAAAUAAGGCACCAGCAGAUCAUCCAGUACCAAUGUUUUUAGAACAAACAGAAGCAAUCCUUUAUGAAAUGGAUCAGAUGGAGGAGGUUGACAUGGAGGAUAUAAUUGAAGAGCCCAUUUUGGAUAUUGAUGGCUGUGAUGCAAAGAAUCCACUUGCUGUUGUUGAUUAUGUUGAAGAUAUGUAUGCCUCCUAUAGAAAAAAGGAGAGUUUUAGCUGUGUCUCUCCAAACUAUAUGGAACAACAGUUCGACAUUAAUGAGAAGAUGAGAGCUAUACUAAUUGACUGGCUUAUUGAGGUGCAUGAUAAGUUUGAACUCAUGAAAGAGACAUUAUUUCUCACGGUUAAUCUUAUUGAUAGGUUUCUAUCACAGCAGACAGUUGUAAGGAAGAAGCUUCAAUUGGUUGGAUUGGUUGCUAUGCUCUUAGCUUGCAAGUAUGAGGAGGUUUCUGUUCCAGUGGUAGGAGAUCUAAUUCUUAUAUCAGAUAAGGCCUACAAUAGAAAAGAAGUUCUUGAAAUGGAAAGUUUGAUGCUUAACAGAUUACAGUUUAAUAUGUCAUUUCCAACUCCAUAUGUUUUCAUGCAAAGGUUCCUCAAGGCUGCUCAAUGUGAUAAGAAGAUUGAGCUGUUGUCCUUCUUCUUGAUUGAGCUUUCAAUUGUGGAGUAUGAAAUGCUCAAGUUCCCACCAUCUUUAUUGGCGGCCGCAGCAAUCUAUACUGCUCAGUGCACUAUCUAUGGAUUCAAGCAGUGGAGUAGAACCUGUGAGUGUCACAGCAGCUAUUCAGAAGAUCAACUUCUAGAAUGUUCAAGAUUAAUGGUUGGUUUCCACCAGAAAGCUGGGACAGGGACUGGGGCACACAGGAAAUACAAUACAUCUAAGUUUGGCUAUACUUCAAAAUGUGAACCGGCACUUUUCUUAUUAGAGACUCAAAAAUAACAGGGAAUUUUUGGGGUUGGGGUUGGGGUUGGUGGGGUUACACAAUAAUAAUCAGCAACUUUGGUUGCAACUUAUUGGGAGCUGAUAUAUUGUGAAUUUUUAAAUACUGCAGCCUUGGUUGUUAAUACCUUACAGCCAUAUGCUAUGUUCUGUUUCAUUCAUAUUCCCUCACUGUAUUUCUUUUUCCUGUUUUAUUGAAAACAAUAAUUUUAUGACACCAUAAUUUUUUUUGUC